AUGGAUAACACUCAAUGGUUGGUUGGUAAUGGAAAGUUUGUUAACUUUUGGAUUGAUAAUUGGCUAGGUGAGCCUUUGGUUAAACAAUUCAACAUUCAUGAGAAGUUUCAUAACAUUUUAACUUCUAGGAUUUCUGACUUUUUGCAUAACAGUUGCUGGUAUUUUCCAGACAAUUUGUUAUCUGCCUGCCCUGAUCUUCUCUCAACGGUUUCCAUAAUUACUCCUGCUGGCACUGAUAUUGAAGAUGUCCUCAUAUGGAAGAAUUCGAACAAUGGGCAGCUUAGCCUAAAGCAAGCUUUCGAUUUUGUUCAAUGUCAUUGCCAGCGAGUGUCUUGGCAAUAUUUUAUGUGGAACACAUUCAUUCCACCAUCUCAAUCUUUGCUGGUGUGGAGGCUUUUAUACAAUAAGAUCCAAACUAAUGACAACUUAACCCUUAGGGGUUUCUCUUUUCCUUCGGUUUGUGAUCUUGGCCACUCUCAUCGGGAAACCUCUUUUCACCUGUUUUUCGAAUGCCCCUUAGUAAAAAAUUAUUGGAAUUGGCUAAAGAAUUUGCUGGAAACUCGAAUUAUAGUUCACAAUAUGCAAGAUUGUUUAUCUAUUCUUGCGGACAACUGGUCUCCUCAAGCCUCUACUGUUGUGGUGGCUUGCAUUGCUAAUGUGUUCUAUCAAAGUUUGGAGGGCUAG
Molecule: messenger RNA, 684 nt
Organism: Vicia faba (fava bean)
Lineage: Eukaryota; Viridiplantae; Streptophyta; Magnoliopsida; Fabales; Fabaceae
Source: the annotation of a GenBank genome assembly